This is a messenger RNA of Colletotrichum karsti, 3522 nucleotides long. Its product is annotated as rho GTPase activator. Bases 1 to 3522 code for a protein of 1173 amino acids. The record is from RefSeq and is a predicted model, not a curated record. Gene Ontology annotation, biological process: signal transduction; actin cytoskeleton organization. Lineage: Eukaryota; Fungi; Ascomycota; Sordariomycetes; Glomerellales; Glomerellaceae. The transcript has 4 exons. Gene Ontology annotation, cellular component: cytoplasm.
AUGGCGUCGGAUUACGAUCACGGGGCGCCUGACGACCGCUUGCAUGCCCAUGCCCACCCCGCCCCUAUCGAACCCGCCUACCCUGGCGAUCGAGGUUGGCAGAACGGAGGAGGUAGAAGAACUCCCGACAACAGCAAUUACCGCUCACAACAUCACUCGCGUUCACCCGGUCCAAGAACGCCUGGCAGAGAUGGCGACCCGAGGCGGAGCGGUGAACGCAAUAGGUCCAAGGGAAGAGGUGGGCGGUCAGCCAGCGGUCAACAGAGAAUCUGCAAGAAGUGUGGAGAGCCACUGACCGGCCAAUUCGUGCGCGCACUGGACGGAACUUUUCAUCUCGAUUGCUUCAAGUGUAGGGACUGCGGCCAGAUCGUAGCUUCGAAGUUCUUCCCCGUCGACGACGAGAAUGGCGAGGGACAAUACCCGCUUUGCGAGACGGACUAUUUCCGCAGGCUUGGCCUUCUCUGCUUCCAAUGUGGAGGGGCUCUGCGCGGCUCCUACAUCACUGCGCUCGACCGCAAGUACCACGUCGACCAUUUCACAUGCUCGAUGUGUCCCACCGUUUUCGGCGCCCAGGACAGUUACUACGAGCACGAUGGCAACGUCUACUGCCACUACCAUUACUCUACCCAGUUCGCGCAACGAUGCAACGGCUGUCAGACUGCGAUUCUAAAACAGUUCGUGGAGAUUUUCAGAAAUGGCCAGAACCAACACUGGCAUCCUGAGUGCUACAUGAUUCACAAGUUCUGGAACGUACGACUUACACAGCCGAGCGAUACCUCUGAGGUACCCCAAGAGACGGAUGACCCCGCCACGCGCGAAAUCAUUAGAGAGGAGGAAGAGCGCAUGGAGGAGAAGGUCUACCGCAUCUGGAGUGUCCUGUCGACUUUCGAGGAGUCGUCUGCCGCGUGCAUUUCGGACAUGCUUCUGCAUGUCAGCAACGGUGCCUAUGUGGACGGUGUGCUCGUUGCCAAGAAGUUCAUUUGGCACGUUGAGAUUUUGUUCCAGUCCGCCGACCGACUCGACUUCUCCAUGGAUCAGUUGAAGCUCAAAGGAUUAUCGUACGGACGUGAAGCCAAGCUUCUUUGCAAGAAGAUAGUGUCUUUCUUUUCCCUGCUGUCCAAGACCCAGGACACGGGGGCUCGGAAGCUUGGCGUCACUCAGGAAUUGCUGUCCCUCGUCACGGGUCUGGCUCACUACCUCAAGUUGCUCAUCCGCAUCUGUCUACAGGGUGCACUUCGCCUGGAAAAGGAGUCUAAGAGCUCCGAAGGCAUUUACCAAUUCCUGGAUGAUCUUGCCGAGCUAGACACGGUCAAGCCCGACGACAACACCCUGCAGGCGAUCACCGGUAACUCCCGACUUUCAGCUAAGGACUCGGAUCACUGUGCGCUCUGCAACAAGUCAGUCGAGGAUGAGUGCGCAAAGAACACUGACAGACGGUGGCACAUUGCUUGCGUGAACUGCUCGAAUUGCAACAAGGAGCUCGGUCGCAGACUCGACGAGGCGCGCUACAAUGCGUUUGACAAGACGAUUUGGUGUAGUAACUGCCUCGGUGUGAACAGCGAGGGUAUGCCCCCCUUCGAGCAUGUCACCAAGUUGCAGCAGUACGUUUUCCUGUUGAAGGUAGCACUCGCGAGAUUGUUGGACAUUCUCCGCAGCAACGGUGCCCUGCCUCGGCAGAAUGACGACCAGAACAUGGAUGGGUAUGGUCCAGGCGAGGGACUCCGAGCUUUGGCCCCCGGGGAGGCACCCUACCUCAACUCGGACAACCGUUCCAAGUCAUACGCUGGAGAUCAACGGGAGCACAAUCGCGAGUCUUCCUACGAGAACACACUGAAUGAUGUUCGCCGAUUGAGAAGUACCCGACUCGACAAGCAUUUGUCUUCCAGCUUCAGAAAGGCCAGGACUUCGCGCAUCAUGGACGGCCCCGAAGGACGUAGCGUCCGCCCAGGAUCCGCCGGCGAGGACCCCGGUCGAGCCGACGGAGGCUUCUCGAUUGUCGAAGACCGUGGCCCACACGACGAGGGCACCACGGACAAGAUGUUUAACCACCAGGACGCCCUGACUUUGGACGACAUUCCCAGAAUCGUCGCGGCGGAGCAAGUCAAAGAGCAGCAGUAUAAGCCACGCCAAGAGCUCUUCCGCUCCCCCGCGACCGACCCCGCGGGUCAUCAGAGAUCGCAGUCCGCCGGCAGGGAGAACGAAAUCCGUGCCGGUGACCCCUUGCCGCAGCGACUUGGAAGGAAGUACUUUUCGGAGCUCUCGGGUCUAGAGUACUUUAUUGUUCGACACUUGGCGGUCCUGAGUCUUCACCCCGCGGUCGAGAACGAAUUCACUUUGGAUGAGCUUUUGAGUUUCAUUGAGUCGAGGAAGCAACCCACAUUCUGGAAGAACCUCGGCAAGGCCUUCAAGAACGACAGGCCGAAAAACGCCAAGAAGAAGGGCAUCUUUGGAGUUCCUCUUGAGAUUAUCAUCGAGAAGGACGGAGCCGAGUCGACGGAUGGAGUCGGACCUGGGGCCCUCAAGAUCCCCGCCAUCAUCGAUGAUAUCAUCAGCUCGAUGAGAAAGAUGGAUCUGUCAGUCGAGGGUGUGUUCAGAAAGAACGGCAACAUCAAGAGGCUCACAGAGCUCGUGGAGAGGAUCGACCGUGAGGGAUGCGACAACAUCAGCUUCAUGGACCAACCCGUCGUUCAAGUUGCUGCUUUACUGAAGCGUUACCUACGCGAGCUUCCCGACCCCCUCAUGACCUUCAAGCUGCAGCGCCUCUGGAUCGUGGUCGCCAAGAUUCAGGACGACGCAAAGCGAAAGCAGUACCUUCACCUCAUCUGCUGCCUGUUGCCCAAGGCUCACAGGGACUCUCUGGAGAUCUUAUUCUGUUUCCUGAAGUGGGCUGGAUCAUUCCAUCAAGUUGAUGAGGAAGCUGGUUCCAGAAUGGACAUCAAGAACUUGGCAACAGUCAUCGCACCCAACAUUCUCUACAGCAGCAACAAAGCGGCUGUGUUGGACAGCGACCCUAUGUUUGCCAUUGUUGCUGUGCAGGACAUGAUCACAUACAUUGAAGAGAUGUGUCUGGUUCCUGAUGAGCUGAUGGAUCUCGUGAACGAUCCGUUUGUAUUUGGCGCGAACAGUGCUGAUCUGAGCACCAAGGACAUCCUGAAGCGCUACCAGGACCGCAUUGGCCAACGACCAGGAUAUGGCGAAGUCAAUGAAGUCUUUAACAGACCGGACAACUCUACCCGUCCUCCUCCCCGACGGGUUGAGACUGACCCCGCUCUGUGGCAACAGCAGGAGAGCAGCGUCCGCCCCGUGCAGGAACCCCCCAUGCCCCUGUACAACCAACCUCACCCUAACACACCACCCCAAAGAUGGCGAGCACAUGAAGAGAAUGGCCACCCUUCGCCCUAUGGCAGUCAAUUUGAGCACUCAGAUACCGAGGGCCCAACUGAUGCUCAGAAGCGAGAGUGGCGCAACUCCGCCGCCUGGGGACGACAGAAUGGUGGUGUUGGUGUCGGUGGAAACACAUAG